UUGUCCAGACCCAGCAGAUGUAGGUUGAGGCCGAAAGAGUUGUUGUUGUGCGUACGCUUGCGUCAGUUGGGACAACCACAAACGAAUGUCACAGGAAAGAUUAAUCUGCCCCUGUGGUUACCUGUUUUAACUCUUUCCUGCAGUAUGUCCAGUGCUGCCAGGUGUGGUAGAAUAAUUCUAGGACAUGUUCGUCCUAGAUCAGGAAGCAGUGUUAACCGUUUAAAGCUGCCCCUGAGAGGCCAACAGAAUAAUGGAUAUCAGCUGUCAUCGAGGGUCUUAACAAUGACUCGCCUGAUGUCUAGUUCAUCAGGCGGGGGAGAUGAAGUAGGAGGUGGAGGAGAUGACAAAAAGUCCAAGAAUGUGUCCGCUGGUGGAAGCAAAGGAAGUGGUGACAAGGGGAAAGGUGGCAAGAAAGGGAACAACCAGCUGUGCUGCCCCAAGUGUGGAGACCCUUGCACUCAUGUUGAGACUUUUGUGUCCUCUACUCGGUUUGUCAAAUGUGAGAAGUGUCAUCAUUUCUUUGUAGUCUUGUCUGAGACCGAUUCAAAGAAAAGCUUCAAGGAAUUUCGGGAUGAAAAGCUCACUCAGAAAAAGAAAUCGCCUCCUCCACCUAGAAAAAUUUAUGAAUUUCUGGACCGAUAUGUGGUCGGCCAAGAACAUGCAAAGAAGGUCCUCUCUGUCGCUGUGUACAACCACUACAAAAGAAUCUACCACAACAUUCCAGCAGCCUCUGGGAACACUGCACAGAAGCAGCCAGAGACAGCGGUCACUCAGCCUGGUCAGCAUUACCCACACACCUUCUCCCCAAGAGAUAUGCUUCAGAUAGCAGUCACUGGUCCCUUGGGUCCCUCAGGUACCACCCAGCAGAGUCAGACGAGCACAAGCCAAGAGGAGACAGCCAAAAAGUCGGAUAUUCUUGAUGCAGGGACACACGAACUGCAGCUGGAAAAGAGCAACAUUCUUAUGUUGGGACCCACAGGAUCUGGCAAAACUCUCUUGGCUCAGACCCUUGCGCGCUGUCUGGAUGUCCCGUUUGCCAUCUGUGACUGCACCACCCUCACCCAGGCAGGGUACGUUGGAGAAGACAUUGAGAGUGUGAUAGCUAAACUGCUGCAAGAUGCCAACUACAAUAUAGAGAAAGCUCAACAAGGUAUUGUGUUUCUUGAUGAGGUGGACAAGAUUGGGUCAGUGCCAGGCAUUCACCAGCUCCGUGAUGUGGGUGGAGAGGGAGUGCAGCAGGGAAUGCUCAAAUUGCUUGAAGGAACGGUGGUCAGUGUGCCUGAGCGCAACUCGCGCAAACUCAGGGGAGAGACAGUGCAAGUGGAUACCACAAACAUUUUAUUCGUGGCUUCUGGGGCUUUCAAUGGUCUGGAUCGUAUCAUUAGUCGACGUAAAAAUGAGAAGUACCUUGGCUUCGGCACCCUGAAGUCUGGCAAGGAAGGCCGGCGUGCUGCCUCUGAGGCUGAUGUCAAGAGUCAGACGGAGAGCUCCAAUGCUGUUCAGGACAACGAAGAAAAAGAUGCCUUUUUGAAGCAGGUGGAAGCCAGAGACAUGAUCGAGUUUGGAAUGAUCCCAGAGUUUGUGGGUCGGCUGCCCGUGGUGGUUCCCUUCCACAGCCUCACGGAGGAUAUGCUGGUCCGCAUCCUGGUGGAGCCACGGAAUGCUCUUGUGCCACAAUACCAGGCCCUCUUUGGCAUGGAUAAGAUCCACUUGGACGUCCAGGAUGAUGCUCGAAGAGCUAUCUCGAGGCUGGCCCUGGAGAGGAAAACUGGUGCCCGUGGACUGAGAGCUAUCAUGGAGACAAUCUUGCUGGACUCUAUGUUUGAAGUGCCGGGCUCAGAUGUUACCUCUGUGAUCGUCAAUGCAAAUGUGGUGAAGGGAGAAGAGCCGGCUACCUAUAUACGAUCCCCGAAGGCGUCAAAGGAAGACUCUGAAGUGUCUGAGGAUUCUGGAUGUGAAGAAGAAGAGGCACUGAAGUUGAGCCAGUCGUGAUCUGAUUUCAUGAUUUGUGAAAAGAAAGGUCGCCCACACUCACACGCUCCUUCUUUCACCCCACCCUGAUCAAUGAUACAGACAUUAAUGUGGAGGAUUACGUUUUAAUGUCUGCACUAUCUGAUUGAUGUACAUGUCUUGCAGUCAUAACAUGAUUCAAGUUUUUGAGACAAUUAGUGUAGAAUAAUCGGGAGGGGGGGGGAGGGGGUGUUUUUGUCUGUAAUUCUCUUGAAUAAUCCUUUUUCUCAGGUUCCAGGACCUCUUCUUCUGUACAUCUUUAAAAGUCAGAGGGAUAUGCUGAGCUCAACUAAAUGUAGAUACACUGAAUUGAAGUGCUUUGUUUUUACCCCUGGCUACAAGUGUGGGACGCCUGAAUUUUUUAUUUUUUUUAAAAGAAGUCAGAUACUUCACAGCAAAGUUUUGACACUGGUGAUACUUCACAUAAAAGUACAUGUGAACAGAUCAACGUGCAGUAGGCCUUCACAGUGCCUCAACAAAGCGGAGUGUGUGUGUGUGACAUCAUGACAGAAUAACCAUGUCAACAACAACCCUGCGACUACUGCUUCCUUUUCCCACAAAACGGAACGGGAUGGCACACAGCAAGGCAUUAAGUAAAAGUUGCUCUCUGUUGCAGUGCCAUUUGAUUUUAAUUGGUUCGUCUAUCUUGCUUGCCAUGCCAUAUAUGAAUUUGAAUAGGCCUAUUGUGUGGGAUCAGUAUUUAGCAUUAGAUAAACAGGAAUAAAUCAAGUUUAGUUUUGCACUCAUAGAGUUCUCCAUCCUACUGAAAUGUUAUUCAAACCGUGCUGAAAUUGAAUUUUGAUUUGAGUUUCUCCACCACUCAUUAGAAAAAUUGCUUGAAGAAAAUGCGCUCUAGAGAGAUUCAGUAAAGAGUAAAAAGUUAAAUCAGCACAAAAAAAAAGAAAGUAUUAAGUCCCUUGAUUCCGUGACUCCCAAAGUGAAUGAUAUAUGAGUUGAGUUGACUCUUCUUUUUUUCGCUCCCCUGAUGACAUCAACUCAUUGAUAGUCAGCUGUGCCUGGCAAAAGUUGUCCUCUCAGAUGCUUGAAUUUUUAGCAGAUGAAAGUUCUCACAUGACUGAUCCCAAGACAUUUGUAUCAUCGUCCAGUGUACAGAUAAGUUAUUUCAGGUGGGGGCCCAUCUCUUGGUAUGAUGAGGGUAAUAUUUUCACUAUGAUUGUCAAAUGGUUUUGAUGAUUGGUCUGUAUACCAAACUAUAUCAUUGCGUGUGUUUUUGGGGCCAGGAUUUUUUUAGCGUGGAUAUAAGGGAUAUAAGGCGAAAAAGGUAAAUCAUCAGAGUUGGAGACGUGCUUUGAAUUUAGAGAUUUUUGUUUGUUUGUUUUUUUUUCAAAUUAAAACUGGUUCCUUCAAGUCCACUAUUGACACAUUGGAGGGGCUGGGGCUUCUUUCUCUUCCAAAACAGUCCUUCUUGAGUAAUUUUCUCGUGCAUUUUCCAGUGGUUUACUUCUUUUGUGCUUGGAGGGAUGAAAUAAGUAUUCAAUACCAAUGAUGCCAACUCUUUCUCAUUUUUUUUUUCAAGGAGUUUCCUAAAACAUUAUCCUCUUCUUUUGUAUUCACUGGUUAAAACAGAGGGACAGUUGCAUGCUGUCUUCGAAUUCUGAUGCUCUUUGCUGUCUACACCUACUAGAGUCAGAUGUUUUUCACAGUUCCAACAUGUUGUGUGCUGAGAGAGCUAGGCUACUGCUGUUCACAGAAGAUGUUGACUUUUACCUAUUAACUUUUGUUAGAGAUAUGACUGGUACAGCAGCCUGAUUAAAAUUUGUCCUUUUUGAUGCGAACAAAUGAUUAUGUGGACAGACCUACUUUUAACAUGUUGCGUAUUUUGCUGUAAUUUUCUCCACAAAACUGCAUCAUUAUGCAACUCCUGAUAAUCAGCACUAGGGCAUUAUUAUUUCGGAUUAUGGUUGGAAAGAUGUAAUUCAACUAUUGCAUUGCUACAUCACUGCUCUACACAUAAAAAUUUUAUCACCUCUAUUGUUAGUAAGCAUAUCUCAGGGACUGUCUGUGAUUUACACCAGGAUUUGGCCUUUUUCUAAAACUGUUGUGCCCUGUGUUCUGUGUAUAUUUUAAUUUACAUCAAGCCAGCAGUAUUGCGGUUUCUCUGUUUUAGUGUUCUGUGUUGUAUUUUUUUAACUCUUUCUAUCCACUUUCUGGUCCCCAACACAGAUCCUUUAUUGACAUUUUUUUUUCAAAUGGCCCAACAUGGACAAGGGAUCAUCCCAGUCCCAAAAGAUGCCUGUAUUAACCAGUCAUAUUUCAUUUACUUUUUUUUCAUAAUAUUUUUAAAAACUGUUUACAAGUAUAUAUGCUUUUUAAUUUGGAAAGAUUCAUAUGUUACGAGUGGAAUGUUCAUUUUGUGCUGUGAGGGCUGCAUUGUGUAUUGAUUGGUCCAAGUAGCCACCAACUGUAUAGGAUUGUUGUACCAUUUGUAAUCUCAGACCUUCUCCUAUUGUCAGGACAGCUACUGGGUAUUUUAUGUCCCUUUUCUUUUAUCUUAUUGUACGGCUCAUAUUCUAUUAUGGUGAACUGUCAAUGUGCGUCAAUUUAUCCCGUUAUGGCUCCCCAAAGCAUUUGUAAGAGAACCAAUUCUGUACAAUACAGAUGUAUGUGUAUAUAAUAUAUGAAUGAGAAUGGAGAGGAAUGAUGAAAUUCUCAUGUCUGUACAUGUAGUUGUAAUUGUAAUGUGUUCAAGGUGCGAAGACAUCUGAAGCUACUGUGGUAAUGCUUGUUGUCGUUUUUAAUGUCUUGGCAGGCGAUGAGUGCAUCGUACUCAAAGUAUCAUUUGUGACACUGGCAUGGGACAUCAGAGUACAGAUUUCAAUUUUUAUCUGUCAGUAAUAAAUUUUAAAAAGGAAGAAAAAAAAGAAAA
This is a messenger RNA of Aplysia californica (California sea hare), 4897 nucleotides long. Its product is annotated as ATP-dependent Clp protease ATP-binding subunit clpX-like, mitochondrial. Gene Ontology annotation, cellular component: mitochondrial matrix. Gene Ontology annotation, molecular function: ATP binding; zinc ion binding; ATP hydrolysis activity. The coding region runs from base 145 to 1992 and encodes 615 amino acids. The transcript is spliced from 12 exons. The record is from RefSeq and is a predicted model, not a curated record. Lineage: Eukaryota; Metazoa; Mollusca; Gastropoda; Aplysiida; Aplysiidae. Gene Ontology annotation, biological process: protein catabolic process; proteolysis.